Molecule: messenger RNA, 500 nt
Organism: Myripristis murdjan (pinecone soldierfish)
Lineage: Eukaryota; Metazoa; Chordata; Actinopteri; Holocentriformes; Holocentridae
Product: 60S acidic ribosomal protein P2-like
Exons: 5
Coding region: 119-463 (114 amino acids)
Biological process (GO): cytoplasmic translational elongation
Cellular component (GO): cytosolic large ribosomal subunit; ribosome
Molecular function (GO): structural constituent of ribosome
Source: RefSeq, a predicted model, not a curated record
CUUCUCAUUUCCGUUUCUUGCCCGCCGGCAGGGCGUCUUCCGUUUCCAGCCCACACCGUCACUUCCUUUCUGCCUGUGUUACCCCAGCGUGGACACGCGUUCAUCUUCCUAGCUCAAGAUGCGUUACGUUGCUGCUUACCUGCUUGCUGCCCUGGGUGGGAAUGAGAGCCCUCAGUCCAAGGACAUCAAAAAGAUCCUGGAGAGCGUUGGCAUUGAGGCUGAUGAUGAACGCUUAGAGAAGGUUAUCUCCGAACUUAAUGGAAAGAAUGUUAACGAGGUGAUCGCCCAGGGUUACAGCAAGCUGGCCAGCAUGCCAGCAGGCGGUGCUGUAGCAGUUGCCAGCUCUGCGGCUGCUGGCUCAGGCGGAGCCGCAGCCCCUGCUGCAGCAGAGGAGAAGAAGGAAGAGAAGAAAGAAGAGUCCGAGGAGUCUGAUGACGACAUGGGAUUCGGCCUGUUUGACUAAACUUGUUCAAAAGAUGAAUAAAGUUUAUACAAAAACU